Messenger RNA from Phyllopteryx taeniolatus (common seadragon), 4837 nucleotides. It is a transcript of the gene cdh19, whose product is annotated as cadherin 19, type 2. Gene Ontology annotation, biological process: adherens junction organization; homophilic cell-cell adhesion; cell-cell junction assembly. The record is from RefSeq and is a predicted model, not a curated record. Gene Ontology annotation, cellular component: plasma membrane; adherens junction; catenin complex. Gene Ontology annotation, molecular function: cadherin binding; calcium ion binding. Lineage: Eukaryota; Metazoa; Chordata; Actinopteri; Syngnathiformes; Syngnathidae. The transcript is spliced from 14 exons. Bases 1041 to 3410 code for a protein of 789 amino acids.
AAUUAGGGUCUCCAGGCUGGUUGAGGGCUUAAAUUUGGGGUUUCAAACAAGGGUUAAGGUUUCAAAUUAGGGUUUGAAAACAGUUUUAGUGUGUCAAAUUGGGGUUUCAAGUUUGAAUUGCAAACGAGAGUUAGGGUUUCAAUUAUUGUCAAAACAGUGCUAGGGUUUAAGAUUAGGGUUUCAAAUAAUGGUUAGGCUUUCAAAUUACUGUUGGAAACCACUGUUAGGCUGGUUAAAGCAAAAAGGCUAACAUGCUAAGCUAAGAUGUCGGAUGUCUACUUGGCUUAUUUUUUCUAAACGUGCCGGGCAGCGAAAUCCAGACACCACGACCGCUCCGACCCGCACGCCAGCUGCAGUCGGCGCGAUAUGGAAGCGCGGCGAGCGACUCCCAGCUCGCUCCCCAUAUCUUUGAUGUCGAUCGCUCGCCGCCGUAUCGGACUCGACGUUAUACGGGCGUGACGACGCCCUGCGGGGCUCCGGGACAAUUGAGGCUGCCAAUCAAAAGGCAGCCUCUGGACUGAAGCUAAUCAGUCCAAGCGAGCCAUUUGGGGACUUUUGCAAAUGCCCCAUUCAAGCCUUUUAAACAUAGUUUCACUUUGCAACAUGACAUUUGGAUUUGUUUUUCUUGAGAAGACCCACAAAAUAGUCUCAAGAACCCAUGCCAAAAAAGACACAGGAAGUUGCCCAUUUUGCUUGGAAGUUUCCAUUUCAGCAUCCUUCAGGAUUUUCAACCGCAGAAGCCAGUUUCAUUCAUCAACGUGGAAUUUGGUACACGGGUCUAUCGUGAGUAGAUGCACAAAAAGGUCUGAAGGAGCCACGCCGGAAAAUGCACAGGGACAUGAAAACACACGCAAGAUUGGAUACGCUGCUGCCGGGAUGGCGACAGAUUGGACCGCUGGCGUGAGGGGUUGGACGUUUACAACCUCCUGUUGUUUGUUUCUUCGAAAGUUUCAGUGUUUUUGUUGAAACCAACCCAUGUUCUACUGUUGAUUACUGAAAGAAGAGAGUCUCCUCUUCCUUCUGGAGGGUUUAAAGCAAGCAUGGGAGUUGCAGAGGACGCUAAAGUGAGGAGUGUGUUGGCAGCACUGACGCUUUUGGCCCUUCUGAGCCACACCAACGGCAUUGCCGAGGGCCCGGAAGCCGCCCGCCUGGCCCCGGGCCCGAGGGCCGCCGGGCAGCACCGGCGCCUGAAGAGAGGCUGGAUCUGGAAGCAGCUGUUUGUCCCAGAGGAAGACCCGACUCUUCGCGUCAUCGGCCAGCUCAAAUCCGACUCUGACCGCGGGGAGUUUGGCAUCCAGUACAUCCUGUCGGGGGAAGGCGCCGGCGACGCGUUCGAGAUCGACGAGUACUCUGGCGAGAUCCGGACGCUGAAGAAGCUAGACCGCGAGGAGAAGGCCUUCUACGUGCUCCAAGCGCAAGCCAUCAACAGGCGCUCGCAGGAGCCGGAGGAGCCCCAGUCGGAGUUCAUCAUCAAGGUGCAGGACGUCAACGACAACGCGCCGCAGUUCCCUGACGAGCCGUACGUGGCCAGCGUCCCCGAGAUGUGCCCGACUGGCACCACCGUGGUCCAGGUGACGGCCACAGAUGCCGAUGAUCCCAUGUUUGGCAACAACGCCAAGCUCAUCUACUCCAUCCUGCAGGGCGAGCCCUACUUCUCUGUGGAACCAAAGACAGGGAUCAUCGUGACCUCCUGGCCCGACAUGGAUCGCGAGGCCAAAGAGGAGUACCUGGUGGUAGUGCAGGUGAAGGACAUGCUGGGCCUGAGCGGCGGCUACUCAGCCUCCACCACCGUCACCGUCAGCCUGAGUGACAUCAACGACAAUGGACCCAUCUUCCAGCACCAUUUAUACACCUUCGCCAUUCCCGAAGACGCGGUGGCAGGCACCACCGUGGGCACGGUCAAGGCAGAGGACGCCGACACGGGCAUCAACGCCAGGAUGACCUACAGCCUGCAGAUCGACCUGCAAGAGAACGCCACGUUCACCAUCCGGACCGACCCGCUGACCCAAGAGGGAGUCGUCCUGCUGGCCAAGCCGUUGGACUACGAGACCAAGCGACGCUAUGUGGUUGUGGCGGAGGCCAUCAACGAGGAAACGGACCCCCGCUUCCUGCCCCUGGACGAGUUCUCGGACCGGACCACGUUGAAGAUCAUGGUGCACGACUUGGACGAGCCCCCCGUCUUCCUCUCACCGUUCUACGAGUGGAAGGUGGCGGAGAAUGCGGCGGCAGGGAUUGCGGUCGGAGUGGUCAGCGCCCGGGACACCGACGCCGCCAACGACGCCGUCAGAUAUUCUUUUGACAAACGCAGCGACGCUGCGAAGGCUUUCGCGAUCGACCCACUCAAUGGAACCAUUAGCAUCGCCAAGGCCCUGGACCGAGAGACGUCCGCCUGGCACAACGUGACCGUCUUCGCCAGAGAAACCACGCAGAAGCGUUUAUCUUCCUCGGUGGUGGCGUCCAUCAAGGUGCUGGACAUAAACGACAACGCGCCGCAGCUGGCCGGCCGUUACCAGCCGUAUGUCUGCGAGGGGGCGCAGGCGGGAGAGCUCAUUCAGCUGCUCAGUGCCACCGAUCUGGACGAGCCUUCGCAGGGUCAUCACUUCUAUUUCUCCAUGGUCCCCGACAAGCACAUCAAUCCCAACUUCACCAUUCGGGAUAACCAAGACAACACGGCGGGCAUCGUGGCACGCAGGAGCACUUUCACCCGUAAGGACCGGAGGCGCUACCUCCUCCCUGUGGUGGUGACGGACAGCGGCUCGCCCGCGUUGUCCAGUACGGCCACUCUGACCAUCAGCGUGUGCAGCUGCCAGCCCGCCGGGCACUGUCCCUCCGGCGGGGUGGAGGCCCUGGCCCUGUCCAUGGGGGUCAGCCUACAGACCUUCGUCACGCUUCUGGUGUGCCUGGUCUUGGCCGCAGCCUUGUCGGUACUCGCGCUGCUGCUGUGGCGACACAAGCGCAAGCAAAAGGGGGUGCACGAGAAGGCGAGCGAGCCGGAGCUGCCCGACACCGUGUCGCAGAAAGUGCUGUAUUACGGCGAGGCGGGCCCGACCCGAGACCCGGUCGCGCCGGUCCCGCUGCGCCCUCACUCCAGGAGGCGCGAGAGGAGGCUGGCGCGGGAGGAGGUGCGGGCCAGCAUCCGCAUGUCCCUGCGAGAGUCUCGCCCGGUGGGGCCCGAGGACGACGUCUUCAGGCAGUUCAUCCUGGACCGGCUGGUGGAGGCGGACGGGGACCCCUACGCGCCGCCCUUCGACCGCCUGACGACGUACGCGUACGAGGGCUCGGGAUCCUCGGCCGGCUCGCUCAGCUCGCUGGAGUCGUGCGGCUGCGAGAAGCCGGCCGCCGUUCCCAAAUCUCACUGGGCCAGGCUGUCGCCGUGGCACGGCACCGGGGACGGCGACACUGUCUUCUGAUGGGUGAAAUACCAGGUGUGACGACAAAGAAAUGAGACUGAGGCAGCCAGGCUUCUUCACUGCCAACAUUUCAGCACUAGUUUGCUCUAAAAUGGUUGACUUCGCUCUUUCAGUCUUUUGUGUAGCACACUGCUGUCAAACUUUGCCACAUACUCAGUCUGUGCUUCUUUUUCUGGCUUUUGUUUUUGUUCACAUCUUGCUCUGUGCUUCUUUUUCAGACUUUUGUAUUGCUCAUGCCUUUCCACUGUGCUUCAUUUUCCAGUUUUGGAAUUUGUUAUGACUUUUCUGUGUGUUUCUUUUUCAGGCUUUUGCUUGGCACACUGCCGUCACACUUUGUCACAGUCUCACUCUGUGCGUCUUUUUCGGGCUGUUGUUUUUGUUCACAUCUUGCUUUGUGCUUCUUUUUCAGACUUUGGUAUUCGUCAUGCUUUUCCUCUGCUUCUUUUAAGAGUUUCGUGGCGCACCCCACCACCACGCACUCACUCUUUGAUUCUUUUUCAGGCUUUUGUGCAGCACAUUGCACGGGUUUUACUCUGUGCUGCUUUUUCGGGCCUUUGUGUUUGUCACAUUCUUUGUCAUGCUCUUGCUCUGUGCUUCUCACGCUAUACUUCAUUUUCAGACUUUUGUCUUGCACACUUUGCCACGGUCUUGCUCAGUGCUUCUUUUUUAGGCAUUUGCGUUGUACUCGACUGUCCCACUUUUUCCUGGGGUCACUCUGUGCUUCUUUUUCAGGCUUUUCUCCAAAACAUUGCUGUGAGUUUUUUGAACGCUCUUGUUCUGUUCGCCUUUGUCUGACAUUUUUGUAGCACGCUGCCAUCAAGCUUUAUUAUGUUGACGCUCUGUGCUUCUUUUUCAGGCUUUAACUAUUAUGCCGUUUUCAUGCUUUUGUAAGCGACUCUUUGCUUUUUCUGCUGUGACGCUUGGAGAAGUUUAAUACACUCAUCUUUGUGUGCUACGCAAAAGCCUGAAAAGGGAGCACAAAGUGAGACGAGUGAACAACCCUGCUACCUCGAGCAUCUUAGAGCUAAGCUAGCUUUCCAAAUCUUUUACACCAUCCCUCCUUUGUUUCACACUUUAAGUCGAACUUAAACAAAGCUUUACCCAAAAAAGUAUUUCAAUUAAUUUAUGUAAAAAUUUAACCCAAAGAACAUUUUUUCAUAUACUAUUGAGCACACAAAACGUGCCAUCAUUGUGCUUUCGGUUUAUGCGUUAAUAAGUUGCAUAUUACCUUUUUGCGACUGUAUUAUUCUUCCCGUGUAACGGACCUCCAUAAAAUAUUACUGACCUGUAAAUUUUCAUUACAUGAUGCAAUUUACAAUAGAAUAUUAUAUACGGCAGGUGUGAAUGCUCGUUGUAAUUCACAUUUGAGUGAGUUUGUGCAGCAAUGUAUUUUUCAAAAUAAAUAUCAUAUCUCCUGAAUGGCUUAA